This is a messenger RNA of Haliotis rufescens (red abalone), 5069 nucleotides long. RefSeq lists its product as uncharacterized. NCBI's taxonomy places the organism in Eukaryota, Metazoa, Mollusca, Gastropoda, Lepetellida, Haliotidae. The transcript has 9 exons. The record is from RefSeq and is a predicted model, not a curated record. Bases 111 to 1277 code for a protein of 388 amino acids.
UUUGCCGAACUGUUGUCCUUCCCGACCGUGUAAACAAAUCUAUUCUGAAAUCUGCAUAUGUUUUGUUAAAGUUCACAAAACGAAAUUGUAACCUCCGUCAGUAGACCGAAAUGUCAACAAAAGAUUCAUGGAAGACUUUUCAAGAUCAAUUCCAGAAACUAUCAGAAACAAAUAAAUCUAUUCAAAAUAACUUGAAAAAACUUGAGUCUUCCAAGAAAGAGAAAGACUGUGCCCAGGUGAAGGAAAGCCUAGGGAAACAGCUGGAUGAAGCCAUCAAGCUACUGGAGAACCUCCAGGAGAAGGUGGGACAGACACAGAGAGACCUGACCACACCAAACACCAAUGUCAGUAAAGAAAAGGCCCCAAGACAAAAAGGGAGGCUGGACCCGGAAGAGUCGGAGAUGGCGUAUGAGUUAAAGGCGCAGAUGAUGAAGAAUGUGGAGGCUCAGAACUCCAAGCUACGAGCAGAGAUCACUUUACAUGAGAAGAUUGUGGAGGUGAAGCAUCUCCACAACGAGAACCAGAAGCUGCAGGAGGAGUCCAACCUCUCCCACACCAACGUGGUCAAGCUCCUCAGCAGGUUCGAGAAGAAGGCCAAGGAAACUGACAAGAAGUUGAAGGCGUUUGAUGAGGAGCUGGCUAAGGCCAACAGACUGGCAUUCCGAUACAAAGACCUGUAUGAUCAGGAACGGCAGCGGAACCGUGGAAAGGCACUAUCCCCACGCCCCGAUGACCGUGAAGAGACGGACAGACUGACCAUGCCGUCCAUCUCUGGACGCCACAAGAUAUCCAACUCUUCCACUCUCUUGGGAAACAAUGUGAGAGUCAACGAUGUCAUCCGGAAAAAUGAGAGUUUGGUGGAUGAGAAUGAGUCUCUAAGGCAGGAGAUUGUCAAGUUACGUCAGGACAACGCAAUCCUUUUGAAGAAAACCAAACAUGCAAUGGCUGACAGAGACAGUAUACUACAUGAGCUGGAAACAUGUCGCAUGUCACGGGAAGAUGUCGUCAAACGAUUCCAGAAGGAGAAGGCUCAGAACCAGGUCCUAGCGCGGGCAGCAGCUCGCCGAGCCCAGGACUUUGUGUUUGAGAAGCGCCAGCAACAUAGCCUUGAGGAGAGCUUACGUUGGAGAGUGGUAUACAACGAUAGGUCUGGACCCAUCAGUGCCUAUGGAUCAGCACCCAGAACAUACUCACACGCUGUGCCUAAGAACGUGGACCAACCACGGGGGAUGCUACCAGUCCAAGACUAUGCAACAGCCAAUCAAAGCUCAGCUUAAUGAUGGACACUAUACAGGCAUUAUCAUCCAGUUGAUAAGAAACAUAUGUCAUAUGCAUUAUUAUGAUUUAAGUCUGGCAUAUCUUUCUUUUCAAAUUUGCGGCUCCUAAUUUUAGUGGGUAUUUUGGAAUUGACAAUCAUGUUAAUUUGUUUUGGUUUAAAUCUUGAUGUGUGGUUUUUAUUGCAGUACCUGAUCAGGAUAGUAAUGUUUUAUCACGUUCACAUCUUUUGCCAGUAUUAAUCACAUAUUUUCAAUCAGUAUUAACUAUGAACAGUUAAAUCAUCCUAAAAGAGCCUAAUUAAAGUGAUCGGAAUCAAACAGUGAAUAAUUUCAUCAAGUAUUAACAAUGCUGUGAAUAGUAGAUUGGAUCAAGCGAUGCGUCUACAAAAACAAAUCUCGCUCUUGACUCCACCUGAUACAGAAUGUUAAUAGAUGGAGAGACUGGAGAUUACACUGGUGCCACUCUCACUUUGAGCAGCAAACUUUUAGGGGGAGGGGUGGCAAAACAUUUUGAGUGUGUGUUGCAUGGAGUGAUGGGUGGAGGUGAUGCGAAUUACAGCAUAUCAAUCUGGGCUUGAGCAAUUUUACUUGACUACUUAACAAUCAAACUUCAACAUAGUCUGCUGUGUGUUUUCAUUUGAUCGUGAGGACCAGUGAAUGCUGUGUUUAGUGUAAGCCUACGUGAAAUAGGCGCUUCUGCUUGUCUGCUUGUUUAUAUAACGGGCCCUAUCAAACUAGAGAGAAGAACCAUCAAUACCUGGUGUAGGCUGUGGCUGCCUUGCGCCCUUGCAUAAUAUGGUUUGAAAAGAUAUCACUCAUUGACUCUCUGAGCCACUAUGACACCUGUGUGUGUAUGGGGUAACAAGUGUCUUGCCCACAAUUGAAACUACAGAUAAACAUUUUAAUGUAGUCAUGUGUAGUUUCUGCACUUUUUGUGUACAAACGGUUAAUUCAAUUAUUACGUAUAACUAUCUCCCCUGAAACCCCUUGAACUGCAGGACGUUGAAACUUGGAUGAACCCAUAUCAGUGGGGUUGCUAAAGGUUUGUUCAAGUCAUUUCUGUUUAAAUAUUUAUGACCACAACAGCCGUACUGAAAGUCUGAUUAUGCUGAUAUUUACUGUAAAUUAUGAAAUUAAUGAGAACAUAAAAUUAAUCUACAAAAUGUUAGUGUCCCUUGCAUGCAUUUGAUAAAGAGAAGCAUGUCUAACUGGACAUACUAGUGUUUAAUAUCACACCAGAUUCCCGGCACAACCCAGACACGACAUAUGCUACUCAAAAGAAUUUACAGAACACACAAUUUUUUCAUAGGACUAUAGUUAAUCUGUCAUGUUAACUUCUUGAACAUGAACUGGUGUUUUCCUCCAUGCUAUAUUGUGGUGCCGGUAUUCUAAAUGUUUACUUUAGUGUUGUGUGCUGAAUAGUGGGAUAGGUUUUAUAAAUUUCCAAGGUAGGGCUAUUCACAUUUAUUCCAUGAUUAUAUAGCUGGAAUAUAGGGAGUGUAUUUAUUUAUAUUUUGGUUUUUGACCAGUUUUGACAUAUUAACUAUACCCGUGAAUGGCAGGUUGGAAAUUGCAGAUUUGUUAAUGCCAUGUUUCAGUAUGGCAAGGACAUCAUCCAGUUGAGCACAAUUCCAACAGGAAUCUAUAAUACCAGUUGUAAUUUAUUGGCCAAUAUGUUUUAUGUUUGUGUCUUUGACAAUAGGCAGGCAAUCAGUAUUUAUGUCUCAAUCAGACACUUGUACAAACGGCCCAGUCUUUUGCUGGACAAAGUUGUCUGUUGUAUUUUAUGUGAUCAAAUUAGUAUUUGUUGACAACUUGCCAAAGACUAUCUCUCUCUUCCCCAGUACCCCAUGCUUGUCUCCCUGUAGAUUAUAUGACCGGGUCGCUGUGACCCCAGGUACCAAUGAUAUCCCUAGGCUGGGUCAGGAGCACCCCAGGGAUGACCGGGUUGAGGUGACCCAAGUUCUGGAUAUCCUUAGGCUGGGUCAGGAGCACCCCAGGGAUGACCGGGUCGCGGUGACCCCAGGUCCAGAUAUCCCUAGGCUGGGUCAGGAGCACCCCAGGGAUGACCGGGUUGCGGUGACCCCAGGUACGGAUAUCCCUGGUCUGGGGCAGGAGCACCCCCAGGGAUGACCGGGUCACUGUGACCCCAGGUCCGGAUAUCCCUAGUCCGGGUCAGGGGCACCCCGGGACAAUGCAGAGGUCGUCCGGGUCUUCGACCCCAGGACACCGACACCUCUCUGUGGCUCUCUCUUCCUAAAUCAUCAUUCUCAUUAGCAGCAACCGAGUCAGCCCCCAUUUUGCCAAAAUAUUAAUAAAUUUGUAUUUUAUCGUACUACUUGUUUUGUUGUCAUUGCACAAAGUACAAAAUAGGUCCCCAGUACCCCAUGCUUAUUUCCACGUGAUGAUUCUUGAGAACAGGUCCCCAGUACCCUAUGCUUGAUUGCCCAUGUAUACUGAUGGCAAUUACCAGAUAAUUAUUUACCUAUUAGAUGAUCAACAUUGUCAGAUUUUGUUGGAACAAAUUAUUUCCCUAUCCUUCUGUUGGUCUCAUGUAACUUUAUCUGUGUUUCUUUUUGGAGCAGUUGUAAUUUUUAUCUGAUCUAUUUAAAUAUCCUUUCUGUGCAAAGCCAAAGAUACUUUCAUCCAAUCAUCUAGUCUGUGUAAGUACUACACCAGUGUUGUUUAUCAAUACGUAGUUGCAUCUGUUAAUAUUCUGUCAUUAUCGUCUCAUUCAUUUAGGCCAGUGGGAUUGGAACUAUAUCUUGCCCUAAUGUAACAAUUUUUCACGGCCUCCCCAAAUACAUGUAACUUUUUUUAUGACCCCCUUCCUGUAAUAAAUUGCCAGUCCCUAAAUAAUGUUCAAAUUUAUAAUUUUUGAUGAUGAAAAAAUAGAUCUGUGUCAUUUUUUCUUGAAUUUAGGCGAUUCUCUUCUCGGAUCCUGUGUAACAUGUUAAUCCAUUUAAGAUGUUUAGUUAAUCCAUUUAACAUGUUUAAUGUUUCCAACUUUAUGACAAUUGUACUAAAAGCAUUUGUUACAAAAGUAAUGUUGCUUUAAUUGUAAUAACGUUGUAUAUCCAUGAACUAUAUCCCAAAUGAAAAUGAUCUGAAAAAUAAUGUUGCCCUUAUAAUAUUCCACACUCAUUAUGCCUUCGGUGUAUAAGCUGUGAUCUGAGUGAGUGAGUGAGUGAGUAUGGUUUUACGCCGCUUUUAGCAAUAUUCCAGCAAUAUCACGGCGGGGUUCACCAGAAAUGGGCUUCACACAUUGUACCCAUGUCGGGAAUCGAACCCGGGUCUUCGGCGUGACGAGCGAACGCUUUAACCACUUGGCUACCACACCGCCAUCUGUGAUCUGAUGGACAGCUGCCUGGAGAGACCGCAGUCGUAGAUCCGCUGUUAUGUCACAAGUCUAUUUUCGAGCACUAGCACACCUAGUUUUGGCGCUAUCAGUUUAAAGCCAACCCCAUAUGUUGUGAAAAACAUUGUCAUGAUCAUUGAGCCAUGAAAGGUAAUGGUAGAAUAAACAGUUUUGUGGAAAUAUCUUCACAAAAUUAUUAUUGUUAAUAUUACUGUUUAUAGUACAAAUGUACAUAUGCACGAUGUGGACCAAAUCUUGAUGAAUGUAUGCCAGUUAAUUUUGUUCUAUGCAGAUACCUAUUGCAGAGUAAGAUAUGUUUAUCAUGUUUAUUUCAUGUGAUUUGUUUCUUUGAGUGCAUAUUGCACUGUUUGUAUAACUUGCCAAAUUUUAUAGACAUUUUGUAUUUAUUUUAUUAAAUCACAUGAAUACCAAAA